UACUUGUUAGUCUAUCAGACGCCGCGGUGGAGUUACAGCGCGCGCUGACUUUUGUUUAAAUAACGCUCUACAUUCGCCAAAUUAUUUAAAUUCUAUUUCGUUAAAUUAAUUCUCUCUUCACAAUAUUUUUAUGUUGUGUAAUUAUUUAAUGAUUUUUUAAUACGCCUUAGUAACUACGAUGGCCUGGCAAUUAUAUUUAUUUACGUUUGGAUUAAUUUUACAAGUCACUUUUGUGUCUCCAAUUGCUGAAAUUGUUGCGGAUGACGAAGUACUUCAUCUCAUUGGUGAGCCAGAUUUUCGUGAUGUUCGGUUGCGGUGGGAAUAUGGGGAUGCUGAGGAAGACCCAAAAAAAUUGUUGGCGUUUCAGGUCCACUACUGUGAACUACAAGCUUGGGGACAAUAUCGUUGUAGAACUAAGGUAGUCGAAACUUUUGAAGAAGAUAAAAAAUCAAGAGUGAUUGAACCCACAACAACGCUUAAACCAAAUGUGACGGGGCGUCGUGGACGAGUUUAUACAACUUUUAUCACCGGUCUUCGGAUGGCCACUACUUACUCCUUCGAAGUACGUCCUGUAAGAAGAGACGCAAGAGAAUUAGCCGAUCCACAAUCCAUUGGUUCCAAGAUUAUAAUUGUACCUACGAAAGGAUUUUCAGCUCGAGCGACUCAAUGUUUACCUCAUGCAAGUGAGGUGGAAGUAUCCACUGGCCCAUAUUUUGGGGGGCGAAUAGCGGUAGAAGCAGCGGACGGCGGUCCCGAGAGGUGCUCCAUACAAGGCAACCCGAACAGCGCGCAAGACGCAUACAUACUCCGGAUACAUCACGACGAAUGCGGCUCAGAAGUCAAUGAAACCACUGUCGCCACAUAUGUGAUUGUGCAGGAGAAUUUACCAAUUUUAACGCACAGUACCAGAAGAUUUCUAGUUCUAUGUACUUACAAACCGGAAACAUUAACUGUUAGAGCUGGAAUCAAUUUACCAAAAUCGAGUCCGGGCGAUGUCCUGCUGGAAACCAGACCACGCGGUUCCGUUGAACCUUACAAUGAUAUGGAUGACAAUAACUUACAACCAGCACGACUUGAGGCACGCAAGGAAGAAUCACCGCAAAGUAUGUUUGGUGAAGUAACACUGGUAAUGUUCCUGGUAGUCACUGCUUUUGCCGGAAUUGGCCUUCUUGUCUGGAAAAUGGUCCCUCACGGUGACAGGGACAACAUAUCGAUUGGAACAGUGUCAUCUCUUUCUCGCAGCAGUAUUUUCGGUAGGCGUAACAGAGACAUGUUCUCGGAUCGAAGCUCCGUUUAUUCAAUAACUUUGUCUGAAAAAGACGAGGACACUACUAAAAAACGCAAUGAUAGUGACAAUACAUCAGAAGCAUAGUGAGGUUAUGUUAAUUAAGUGUUAUGUAUUUUUUUUAUCUUCUACAUGGAUAAUCCCAAAGUAUUAUAAUAUGUUAUUGUGAUCUAUUUAAUAAUAUUUUAUAUCCCAUGAUUAUGAUGACUGCUUAAAUUAAAAAAUGUAAAUAUUAGUUCAUGUAAGUUAUUAAUUUAUAUCAGUAUGGUGUUAUGUUGAACAUCUUUAUUCGCCAAUUGAGUCAAUACAAGAAGAAAUAGUUUAAAAAAUGUCUUUUUUUGAUUUCCAGAAAGUUGAGAAUUUGUGAUACAUCUUUGUGAUAUUAUUAAGAUAUUUUUGUACUGUCGUUUGUUAGGCCUGGUAUAGCUUCCAUCAUAAUAUCAUAUGGUGUGAUGUUGAAACGUAUUAAAAUAAAAUACACAUGCAUUUUAAAUAAGCAUUAAAAAAAGAAGUCUGCUAUUUCCAAACACUUAGAUUUUUAUUAAAAAGGUUGAUUCUGAAACGAAAUUUCUCGAAAUCAAAAAGAAAGAAUCAGACGACCAUUUGAAAUUACAGAUGGUGGGUACUAAAUUAAAAAUAAUUUAUAAAACACAGAUACGCAUUUAA
Zerene cesonia (dogface butterfly) is the source of this 1951-nucleotide messenger RNA. RefSeq lists its product as uncharacterized. The transcript has 6 exons. The record is from RefSeq and is a predicted model, not a curated record. The coding region runs from base 179 to 1372 and encodes 397 amino acids. Lineage: Eukaryota; Metazoa; Arthropoda; Insecta; Lepidoptera; Pieridae.